This is a messenger RNA of Aspergillus sclerotioniger CBS 115572, 1335 nucleotides long. RefSeq lists its product as uncharacterized. The record is from RefSeq and is a predicted model, not a curated record. Lineage: Eukaryota; Fungi; Ascomycota; Eurotiomycetes; Eurotiales; Aspergillaceae. The transcript has 2 exons. Gene Ontology annotation, molecular function: glycosyltransferase activity. The coding region runs from base 1 to 1335 and encodes 444 amino acids.
AUGCGUCGCCUCCUCUUAUCCCUGGCACUGUCUGCCUCGCUACUCAUUCUCCUCCUCAAAGCUCUCCAUGUCCAAGCCUCUCACCAACCCACCCCAUCAGUUCUCCCCAAUAGCCCACCUCUUCCCUCUCACACACCCAACCCAUUCCAUCCCCUCCAUCUAACCGAAUGCACCUCUACAACCCCACCCUACUACGCACCAUGUUUAGCACAAACCCUCCCCCACGCCGCAUCCGGCAAAGAACUCCUCUACCCAGCAUUCACCACAAGUCCUCCACUCUUCGCUGCAUCCCGUCCCCACGAUGCCGAAACAUGGUGGAACACAACCUGGCUACUACGUGAUCGGGCCUACAAACUCGACACCCGACUACGCUACCCUGAAAAACACGGCCAGAUCUAUGUAUUUGAAAACGUGACUCUCUCCACCUCAACACCAUUCGAUAAAUGGUCUAUGGACUCGUGCAUGUCGAGUUUCGCCCCAACAUCCUAUGUCCUACCCAGCAGCAACACACCCACACAUGAAAGUGUUCUACUAGCCAAUAUCCCAGACUCCUGGUCACUGCAGCAUUUUCUCGACCGGGCUAUGCGCGUGGUUGCUCAAUCGCGCGACUACCAACCGGGGUAUGUGGCUAUUGGGCGGGGGGGUGAUAAAUCCGUCAAGGAGUUAUGGCAAUCCCUCGGAUAUCCAGAGCAGCAUGUUCUGCAUCGCGAUACGAGUUUCGUGGCAUCACAGAUGAUAUGGAGCUGUCGUGCACCGCUCGUUCAUCCUUGGCUAACACAUCAAUCACUCUCGUUACUUGCUCCGGACAGUCUCCACCAUGUACCUCUAUCCGACCGCAAAGUAAUCUUAUACAUGACGCGAUCAAACGGUCUCACCCGCAACGGAGGCAGACAGGUCCUCAACGAGGAUACCCUCCUUGUGGGGAUUCAAUCCGUGCUUGACAGAAGAGGACAGAAAGAGAAACUGGAGAUUUUCAACCACGGUGACUUUUCCGACAUGGGGACAUUUAUAAGGUAUCUGCAGCAAAACGUGAAAGCAGUGAUUGGGCCUCAUGGAAGUGCCCUACAUAAUCAUUUCUGGACUGCCUCGGAUACACUGGUUGUGGAGUUCCAGCCGACUUCGAGACCGGAUUUGACGUUUUAUGAGAGUGCCAAGAUGCGGGAUCAUCCGUAUGUUGUCCUGAUGGAGGAGCCGGUGGAUGAGAUGCAUAAUAUGUUGGUGGAUGUGGGUGCUGUGGUUGAGAUUCUUGAGGAGAGAUUGGGGAGGGAGUUGGAGAUGGGGGAUAGGGUUAGGUUGGCGUAUGAUUGGGAGGCAGACGAGUUGGGGAUUAAUUAA